AAGAACAAAACCAUAGGCCAAAUCAUCCGAUGGGUCUGGACAACGGACACAACAAGGCGGCCGCCGGCCAUCCAGAUAAGCAAUUUCCGUCGCUGUCGUCGUCACAACCACCACCGGAAUUCUUCCUCCACCACCUGUUCAAACAAACUCCUAAGAUGGUGAUCAUCUUUGCCACGGUGGCGCUUUCAUGCUUGGUUCUUUAUCACUCUUCCGGCGACUACAACCCUUUCGACGCCGGCGAACACCCUGCCGAUUCAGGCAUCAAUCUUGGUGAGUUGAAAAGCAUACUAGAAAACGCAACAAUGGAUAAUAAUACAGUUAUACUUACGACACUGAACGACGCAUGGGCUGAACCAAACUCUAUGUUCGAUCUUCUUUUGGAAAGUUUUCGAAUUGGUAAUCAAACAAAGAAGUUUUUGAAACACUUGGUCGUCAUAACUUUAGACCAAAAAGCAUAUGCUCGUUGCCUGAAGUUACAUCCGCAUUGUUACAAUCUUAGCACCAACGGUAUGGACUUUUCAGGGGAGGCAUAUUUUAUGGCAGUUGAUUAUUUGAAGAUGAUGUGGAGAAGAAUCGAUUUUCUACGCACGGUUCUUGAUUUAGGAUAUAGCUUCGUGUUCACGGAUGCAGACAUAAUGUGGUUUAGAGAUCCAUUUCCACAGUUUGAUAAAGAUGCAGAUUUCCAAAUUGCUUGUGAUUAUUUUAAAGGAAACCCAUAUGACCUAAGAAACCUACCAAAUGGAGGUUUUAACUACGUGAAAUCGAACAAGAAGACCGUUCGAUUUUACAGAUUUUGGUACAAUUCAAGGUUGACUUAUCCAGGUCUUCAUGAUCAAGAUGUAUUCAACAAGAUCAAGUUCAAUCCCUUCAUAAAAAACGUCGGAUUACGGAUCGUGUUUCUCGAUACUGGUUAUUUUGGCGGGUUUUGUCAGCCAAGCAAAGAUCUAAACAAGGUCUGCACAAUGCAUGCCAAUUGUUGUGUUGGUUUGGAUAACAAGGUUCAUGAUCUUGGAAUCAUGCUCGGUGAUUGGCGCAAGUAUACACGAUCGCUCGUGAAUCAAAGAACGAUGCACGAGUCUCCAGUUUCGUGGACGGUUCCUCAGCUUUGCAGGGGUUCAUUCCAUCGUCCUCGUGCCCCGACAAAGAAAGAUGGUCGUGGAAGGAUGAGUUGAUGACGGAUCUCAUAAAAUGUUGACGAUAACGUCAAGAUUUUGGAUGCAAGCAUAUCCAAAACAUUAAGUUUUGUUUUAUAUUUCAGGAACUGUAUAUAAGAUGGUAUAAUCAAGAAACUGUUGAUAUAAAACGUGAAAAUGAAAUUCUUUAGACUUCAAAC
Messenger RNA from Cynara cardunculus var. scolymus (artichoke), 1333 nucleotides. RefSeq lists its product as uncharacterized. The record is from RefSeq and is a predicted model, not a curated record. Lineage: Eukaryota; Viridiplantae; Streptophyta; Magnoliopsida; Asterales; Asteraceae. The transcript is spliced from 4 exons. Bases 30 to 1172 code for a protein of 380 amino acids.